Messenger RNA from Sturnus vulgaris (Common starling), 1673 nucleotides. RefSeq names its product NUS1 dehydrodolichyl diphosphate synthase subunit (gene NUS1). NCBI's taxonomy places the organism in Eukaryota, Metazoa, Chordata, Aves, Passeriformes, Sturnidae. Gene Ontology annotation, molecular function: ditrans,polycis-polyprenyl diphosphate synthase [(2E,6E)-farnesyl diphosphate specific] activity. Gene Ontology annotation, cellular component: endoplasmic reticulum membrane; dehydrodolichyl diphosphate synthase complex. The record is from RefSeq and is a predicted model, not a curated record.
UCAGGCGGGGCGGCGGGAAGAUGGCGGCGCUGGCGGUUGCCGGGCGGGGGACAGGGGCUCCGUGAGGGGAUGGCGAGGCGAGCGGCGCGCAGCGGCUGAAGCUCUCCCGCCGCUCCCCCGCGGGCCCCGCGCGUUCCUGUCGGUCGGUUCCAUGAGCGGGGCGGGCGGUCUGGCGUGGCGCGCGCUGCACGCGCUGGUGCGCGCCUUGCUCUGCCUGCAGCGCGCGCUGCUCGCGUGCCUGCGCGGCCGCGCGGCCGCCGCCGCCGCCACCUCUUGCGCGCUCCUGGCGCCCGCCGCCCGCGCGCUCGGGUUCCGCGAGGCGCGCGCGGCCUGGCGGCGGCGAGGACCCGCGCGCGGCGGGGCGGCGCGCGGACGGCAGCGGUGGCGCGCGGACGGGCGCGCCCUGCGGAAGCUGCCGGUGCACGUGGGGCUGGUGGUGACCGAGGAGGAGCCGAGCUACGCGGACAUGGCCAGCCUGGUCGUGUGGUGCAUGGCCGUGGGCAUCUCCUACGUCAGCGUCUACGACCAUAACGGCAUUUUCAAGAGGAAUAAUUCAAGAUUGAUGGAUGAAAUUUUAAAACAGCAGCAAGAACUCUUGGGACUAGAUUGCUCAAAGUACACCGGGGAAUUUGCAAAUCACGACAAAACUGGUCAAGUUUUAAAUUGCCAAUCUACAUUGAAGGUGCUGUCUCCGGAAGAUGGAAAAGCAGACAUAGUCAAAGCUGCUCAGAACUUCUGUCAGUUGGUAGCACAGCAGCAAAGAACACAUUCAGACCUGGAUGUGAAUAUGUUAGACAACUUAUUAAGUAGUACAAAUGGAUUUCCUGAUCCUGAUUUAGUCUUGAAGUUUGGUCCUGUGGACAGCACAUUAGGAUUCCUUCCAUGGCACAUCAGACUAACAGAAAUCAUUUCUUUGCCUUCCCACCUAAACAUCAGCUAUGAAGACUUUUUCUCUGCCCUCCAUCACUAUGCAGCCUGUGAGCAACGCUGGGGAAAAUGACUUUGGGCUGAGUGCAUGGAGUGAAGCUUUCUGUGGGAAGGAACUGAUGUCUGUUUACAAGCACCUGUGACCCAUAUGUCUGGUUCAUAGUCCUUUCUUAAUUUAUCAAAAAAAUUCAAUAAAGUGUCUUACCUUUCUAGAGAGUCUGUGUGAAUGCGUGAGAAUCUAUGGGGGGGGAAUUCACAGAUUCCCUCUUUGAAAAAGACAGUUACUAAAAACAAAGCUGAAUUGCCCUCACUUUGACAUUCAAGUGUCAAAAUGAACAUGCAAGAAUUAAGUGUUGUGAAAUCAACAGGACAAUGUAAAUAGGAGUUCCGUGCUCUGAAGAUGCUUAAAACUAAGAAAGAACUUCAACCUUUGUUCCUUAAUUCUUCAUGGUCAGACAUUUCAGAGCUAAUGGUUUAUCUUCAGUUAUAUUUUCUAUGUGAAUUCUAGAGAAGCUGGUUUUGUUAACUGAAAAUAGAGUCUGCAACUUGGCUGGGAUGACUAAGCCAACUGUAGGUGUUAAGUUCUAGAAAUACUGAGAAGAUUCCAUAAAAAGGGAUGGAAGCUUCUAUGGUAAGUGGAUUAGGCAGUCUCUGUUGCACUAUCCAGCUUUUUUUUUUUUUUUAAGUGGUGGAAUGAAAGUAUUCCUACAAGCCCUGAGUGAAUGGAACAUCUCUCAGCAUCAGGU